AACUGACGCCAAGGCCACAGAAGAGAGAGAGAGAGAGAGAGACUAAGAGAAAAUGCCGGCGAGCGCAACACUGAUCGGAGCUCUGCUGGGUUUCGGUACCCAGGUAUACUCCAACGGCCUCCGAAAACUUCCCCUGAUGAGGCAUCCAUGGGAACACGUUCUAGGGAUGGGCCUGGGCGUAAUCUUUGCGAAUCAGCUCGUCAAAUGGGAUGUUAAGCUUCAAGAGGAUCUCGACAAGAUGCUCGAGAAGGCCAAGGCUGCCAACGAGCGCCGCUAUUUCGGUACGUCUUAAUUCUUCACCGAUUUUUACU
Telopea speciosissima is the source of this 311-nucleotide messenger RNA. RefSeq lists its product as uncharacterized. The record is from RefSeq and is a predicted model, not a curated record. The transcript has 2 exons. Lineage: Eukaryota; Viridiplantae; Streptophyta; Magnoliopsida; Proteales; Proteaceae. The coding region runs from base 53 to 292 and encodes 79 amino acids.